This is a messenger RNA of Adineta ricciae, 891 nucleotides long. The record is from the annotation of a GenBank genome assembly. NCBI's taxonomy places the organism in Eukaryota, Metazoa, Rotifera, Eurotatoria, Adinetida, Adinetidae.
AUGGCCGCCCGUCAAAGAUGUGUUGUGAAAAGCAACACCGACUAUAUUUAUGUAAAUGAAGAUCAAAUUGAUUCAGAAUUAAAAUGUUCAAUAUGUCAACAAGCCUUUGUUAGACCUAAGAUUGGAACAAAAUGUGGACAUACAUUUUGUCAGGAAUGUAUCGACAAUUGGUUCAAGCAGAAUUCAACAUGUCCUAGUUGUCGAGAACGAACAGCAUUUCAACCACUUACAACUCGAAUCGUUUUAAAUCAACUCGACUCAAAUAAUAUUGAACGAGGUAAUUUUGAUGACCAUAAUAAUCGAUGUUCCGAAGUAAGAGUCAAAUGUCAAGCUGCUGAUUUAAAGUGUACAUGGGUAGGCAAACGCAGCGAAGAAGCUCAACAUUCGGUUGCAUGUCCAUUGGUGACAAUUCGACCGGUUGUAGCAGAUUUACGAAAUGAGAUCGUAGCAUUAUCUCAUCAAGUUCAAAUAUUAAUGAAUGAAUUAAGACAGCAACAAUCAAAUUGUGUUCAAAACCAAGUUACUGUACAACGUCAAAGAGAUGUAAAUGCCGCAGAAGUUGUCGGUGAUUUCAUGUCUAGACAAGAAUAUUUUGAUGAACUUAUGGCUGAUAUGAGAUAUCGCUGGAUAAGUGGUCCUUGCAAUUGCUUUAGAGCUUGUGUUAAGUAUCCUUAUGAAGAGUGUCGUUAUGAAGUACCAACGUUUCUCAGAUGUUUAAUAUGCUCACGUGAACUUAUACCUAUAUACUAUUUCUUAAGUGGAAUUGGAAGAGUUCACAUCGAUGGUGUCGAAACUGAUGUUAAGUGUUCAGUUCUUGUCGAUUUGUUCAUAAUGGAAUAUGAAGCUGAUUGGGGUUUGGAAUUGCUAGGAGUGGUGUCAGAAGUCAGUUGA